UAUAAUUAUUUCAAAAUGGUUCUCGGCAUAUCCUGCAGUAGUAUCGUCGUGGCAUUAUUAUUACUGCUUAUGAUACUUUAUGCAGUCAGUCAAACAGUUAGAUACCGAUUGAAAUUUGUUAUUUAUAUCAUCCUGGUUGCCAUAUCCGCAACUGCCUUUAUCCCGCUGAUGGUCUUCAGACCCCGAGAUUGGAGGAAUGCAUCAAUACCGGCAUUCCUGUGCAAUCAAGUCGGUAAACUGUUGGGAGUCAACAUAAUAUCCCGUGGUCAUGAAAAUAUCGUCGACGACACUGGCUCUGUGGUAUUGAUAAAUCAUCAAAGUGGAUUAGACUUACUGGUUUUGUCGACUCUCUGGUUGAUAAUGGACAGAUGCACUGUGGUAUCUAAGAAGGAAAUACUUUAUCUGGGACCCUUUGGAUUAGCCUCGUGGCUCUGGGGUACUAUAUUUAUAGACAGAUUGAACGCCGAGAAAGCUCAAAAUACCAUUAACUCAACAGCUGAAAUUAUAAAAAAGAAAAAAGCUAAACUCUGCCUAUUUCCUGAAGGCAAAAGGCACGCCGGUACAACGCUGCUGCCCUUCAAAAAAGGUGCUUUCCAUGUGGCUGUCGCUUCCCAGAUACCAAUUCAACCUGUCGUCGUCUCGAGAUACUACUUCUUGAACGACAAACUCAAGAAAUUUGACUCGGGGACUGUCUACGUUACAAUCCUUCCGGCUAUUCCCACUGCUGGUUUGACUAAAGAGGAUAUUCCUACACUCAUAGAGAAGGUUCACAGUGUAAUGAACAAAACGUUCCAAGAGUCCUCGCAGGAGGUUCUCGUAAAUCAUGCCAAAGCAGUGAAGUCUGAGUAAGAGUUGCAAGAAAGUCAAAGCAGAAAUGAUGCUGACAGUGUUUAGAUAGUCAUUCCAUUUCAAGGAACACAGUCCUACGAUAAGGCUUACGAGCAUUCGUAAUAGCUAAACUGAUAUAAUUCUAUCUACAUUUGACGAAACUUCGAGGCGAUUGUUAGUAUUAGAGGUUUGAGUGAUGCCAACGGGUUUCAGUCACGCACAGUAAUCCUACGAAAAAGACAGUAGGGCGAGAGAGCCUUGCACGAUUACAUACUAAUAUUAAGAAUUCGGGCAGCCGCGGAAAAAGUGCGUGGUAAAGGAACCGCGAUGUCCUGAACUUUUUUUUUUCUUCGUUAUUGUCUUCAUAUCAAAUAUCACACAUUAUUUAUUAGUUCUAUACUUAAAUAAAAAGACGAUAUUUUAUUA
Cephus cinctus (wheat stem sawfly) is the source of this 1254-nucleotide messenger RNA. RefSeq names its product 1-acyl-sn-glycerol-3-phosphate acyltransferase alpha. The coding region runs from base 16 to 849 and encodes 277 amino acids. The record is from RefSeq and is a predicted model, not a curated record. Gene Ontology annotation, molecular function: 1-acylglycerol-3-phosphate O-acyltransferase activity. Gene Ontology annotation, cellular component: membrane; endoplasmic reticulum. The transcript is spliced from 6 exons. Lineage: Eukaryota; Metazoa; Arthropoda; Insecta; Hymenoptera; Cephidae. Gene Ontology annotation, biological process: phosphatidic acid biosynthetic process.